Messenger RNA from Erigeron canadensis, 465 nucleotides. RefSeq names its product classical arabinogalactan protein 5-like. The coding region runs from base 1 to 465 and encodes 154 amino acids. The transcript has a single exon. Lineage: Eukaryota; Viridiplantae; Streptophyta; Magnoliopsida; Asterales; Asteraceae. The record is from RefSeq and is a predicted model, not a curated record.
AUGGGAAAACAGUUUCAAUCAUUUUUCCUUAUCUCUUUGAUUCUGGUUAUGGUAUCACUCCCCACCUUACAAGGUUUAAGGAGAAUACUCCAGACUAUGCCGCCUGCACCUGGGCCAUCCCCCGUGGGCGCCCCUACUGUAUCUCCAUCGCCCGGGCCAUCAGCCCCUAGUUCGUCUCCGUUGCCAGGACCUACACCAGAACCAUCCCCAUCCCCAUCACAGCAGCCUCCAGCUCCUCCGACUAGCGGAGGUGGUGGGAGUAGUGGCGGCGGCGGCAGUGGCAGUGGUAGUCAAGGUAGUAGCGGUGGGUCUUCUCGACUGAGCGGGGGACAGAAGGCUGGUAUAGUUAUUGGAGUUUUGGCCGGUGCAGGUUUGAUCGCGUUUGCAACGCUUGUGUACAUCAAACGUCGUAGCAAUAUCCGGAGAGCCCGUUUUGGUGUAUUAGCUCGAAGAUCUCAACUCUAA